Molecule: messenger RNA, 1891 nt
Organism: Pseudoliparis swirei
Lineage: Eukaryota; Metazoa; Chordata; Actinopteri; Perciformes; Liparidae
Product: heme-binding protein 1-like
Exons: 4
Coding region: 380-955 (191 amino acids)
Source: RefSeq, a predicted model, not a curated record
CCUCCCGUGUCACAGCGGAGGCUGAUUUGUUCGCGGCGAAGAGGCGAGGACUCCGCAUCACCAACUUCUGCCUCCAAAGGGGGGUGACGGCGCGUGUUGAGAGGACCAAGGCGCGCGCUCUUCUCCGGACGAGCAUUUGCGCUUUUAGAGCAUUUUUUGGAUCAAUUGUUACUUUCUUUUAAUUUAUCGAUUUUUUUUUCUCCUUUCUUUUUUGUUUUUCUUCAACACAUACACACAUACACCCAAGGACACGGGGGUGGGGGUAUAUUGGUGGGGGGGUAUCUGCCAGGGAGAAAGUUGCCGUGCAGAAAACGUGCACAGAGACGAGGAGGGAGGACGCACAACAGAGCGAAAAAGGAGCGGCGUGAGGAGAGGUGACAUGUUUGGGAUGCUCAAGAACUCGCUCUUCGGAAACACCGAGGUGACGGAAUAUAAAUUGCUGAGCAGCGAGAUGCAGGAUGGAGUUAGCUUCGAGGUGCGGCGGUACGACGGGGCCAAAUACGCCGUCGUCUCGUCUGAGGGCCGGUCCUUUGACCAAGUGACGGGGGAGCUGGUGAGGAAGCUGCUCAUGUACAUCGGUGGGAGCAACGAACAAGGUGUUGCCAUGGGUACGACGGCGCCCAUCAUGGUCACGGUGUACCCGCGGAACGACGGCGUUCUGUCUCGCCGCCUGGUGGUCGCCAUCCGCCUCCCGUCCGGCUACCAACCGAGCCCCCCGACGCCCACCGACAGCGCCGUCGGGAUCGAGGAGCGGCACGGCAUGACCGUCUACACCCUGCAGUUUGGGGGCUUCCCGGGGGAGAGCGAGUACCGCGCGGAGGCCCUGCGUUUGACCCGCACGCUGGGCGAGACGGCCCCCUACCAGCGCAAGCAGUACUUCUGCUGCAGCUACGACCCGCCGCUCAAGCCUUACGGACGCCGCAACGAGGUGUGGUUUCUGCAGGAGGAGCCGUAGGAGCCCAAUCUCACGCUGAAUCCUUCACCCGGCCUUCUUUUAGCCCUCCGCUUAGGACAAGCGCUCGAUUGAUUGGUAAGAGCAAUAUGGGGGCGUGAUUGACCUUUGAACCCAACGUGGACAGACAUCACCCAUGUUGCCUUUACCCAUCAGAUCUGCGGGCUUGUCGCGAGUGCAGUAGCUACAGGGCGAUUUAUUAUUCAGCAUCAAUGCAUCGUUAUCACGUCUUCUUCACUUUUGUGUUUGUUUCUAAUUUAAACUCGAGCUCAGAAACCAGGAGUAAAGAGAGGUGUUGAAGGCUUCUGAGGAGGUGAGGGUGUUUCUUUGGAGCGCCACGUCAUACGUUUUCAUCUGUUGCUUUCCGGCUGACAGCCGAUGGAAAAUAGAUCUCAAGGAAACUCUCUUUAGAGAACAGGUGUCAAGUAACUCAGUGAAUACUUUAAUGCAGUCUGUAUUCAAAUACAACUUGAUUGACUGUUCCGUUCCUUUUAGACGUAAAUGUUUGAUGAAGUCCCCGUAGAACACACAGUAGGGUUUUGUACAUCUUAAUCUAGUUUACUAUUUAGUGACGGCUACAGACAAAUGUAUAUAAUUGAGAUUAGAUACAUGGUAGUAAUAAGCACACUUCCUGUUCCCUGAGAAAGAAACUGGAAAGAAACAGGAGUCGAGCCAUUAAGUAGAACUAGUCGUUAUGAAUUAGUGAGAGGACAGAUGUGUGGAAGCUAUAAUAGCUAGCUGUGUGUGUGUGUGUCGUUGAUGUGUUGCAGCAUUUGUGUAAAAGUGAAUAUUUUGUGUUUUAGUGCAUGAUGACAAGGCCAUCUUUAUUUAUUAUGACGGUGUUAUUUGAUACAUCUGUACUGUGGGGUUUUCUGUAAUGAGUGAAUAUAAUGUUCAGGUUUAUUAGUGCUUAACAUAAUAAAUAUAUUAUUCAGUGAG